CGGUGCCGGUUGUAGGAGCCGGCGGCGGAGCCAUGGCGGCCGCCCCGCAGGAGAACACGCUGCUCCACCUCUUCGCCGGCGGGUGCGGGGGUACAGUUGGUGCCAUUGUUACAUGUCCUUUAGAAGUAAUAAAGACCAGGCUCCAGUCUUCAAGGCUAGCGUUCCAGACUGUCUACUAUCCUCAAGUCCAGUUGGGGACGAUCAGUGGCGAAGGAAUGGUCAGGCCGACAUCUGUAUCACCCGGACUUCUCCAGGUUCUAAAGUCAAUUUUGGAGAAAGAAGGACCGAAGUCACUCUUCCGAGGAUUGGGUCCAAACUUGGUUGGAGUGGCGCCAUCAAGGGCGGUCUACUUUGCAUGCUACUCCAAAGCCAAGGAGCGAUUUAAUGGCAUUUUUGUGCCCAACAGCAACGUUGUGCACAUUUGCUCAGCAGGCUCUGCAGCUUUUGUCACAAAUUCCCUGAUGAACCCUAUAUGGAUGGUGAAAACCAGAAUGCAGCUGGAACGGAAAGUCAGGGGUUCAAAACCGAUGAAUGCUUUGCAGUGUGCUAGAUACGUUUACCAGACAGAAGGGGUCCGUGGUUUUUACAGAGGCCUGACGGCCUCCUAUGCUGGGAUUUCGGAGACCAUUAUCUGCUUUGCUAUUUAUGAAAGUUUAAAGAAGCACCUGAAAGAUGUCCAGCUGCCCCCUUCCCCUACUAAUGGGACCAAGCGGAACUCCACAAACUUUUUUGGACUGAUGUUUGCUGCUGCUGUUUCUAAGGGCUGUGCCUCCUGUAUUGCUUAUCCGCACGAGGUCAUACGGACAAGACUGCGAGAGGAAGGCACAAAAUACAAGACUUUCUUUCAGACGGCUCGUUUGGUAGCACGUGAGGAAGGCUACAUGGCUUUCUAUAGAGGACUCUUUGCGCAGCUCAUCAGGCAGAUACCAAACACAGCCAUUGUGUUGUCCACCUAUGAGCUAAUUGUGUACCUGUUGGAAGACCGCACUAAGUAGCAGAGCCAGGGCGCAUCCUCUGGAAAAUAAAAACUGACAUUGAGCAAAUAGCCAUUAAGAGACUGAUACAGGUGAUGAAGAUGGAGAAGAGCUAUGAGUCUCUGGUCACCUGCUGGACACUUUUUUUCCUUUUGGAUUCAUGCUUUCUGGAAGGUUUCAACUCAUUAACGUUAAUAGUUAAUUAUAACUUUUUAACUUAAGGAGAGAUGAUUCAGAAUUAAACUGCUACUAAAUUAAAUCAUGCUAUUUAAUUUA
Messenger RNA from Gopherus flavomarginatus (Mexican gopher tortoise), 1250 nucleotides. It is a transcript of the gene SLC25A33, whose product is annotated as solute carrier family 25 member 33. Gene Ontology annotation, cellular component: mitochondrion. Gene Ontology annotation, biological process: pyrimidine nucleotide import into mitochondrion. The transcript has 7 exons. The record is from RefSeq and is a predicted model, not a curated record. Lineage: Eukaryota; Metazoa; Chordata; Testudines; Testudinidae. Gene Ontology annotation, molecular function: pyrimidine nucleotide transmembrane transporter activity. The coding region runs from base 33 to 995 and encodes 320 amino acids.